CUGCUUCUAACAACCGCAAAUGAUCGGAUCGAAUCAUGGCCUCCGGAUUAGCGUACCGUUUUGACCGACCUGGGAAGAAUCUUCUUCACCCCUACUCUUCUGUGUCCCGCGCUCGUCUCAACGAAAUCAGAUGGCUCUACCAAACCCAAUAUCAGGAGCAGCAACCGCGUGGCCAGCCAUCCUUGUUGGCGCCCGCCGCCCUCCCGGUCGCUAUGGCCCUCACUACCGCCAGAGAUAGUGCACAUGAUCUUCCUCCGCCUCGAUAUGACUACACUGGGCACCCUACGUUUACUCAACUCUAUGAUUCGCCGGCAGGUCGACUCUCUUUACGAAUACCGUAUGCUCCGAGCCCAUGCAGCAGAGACCCUCGAGAGCCUUGACAUUGCCCAAUGCACCCAUUUUUUCCCUGUCCAUCAAUUGUAUCGCGAAUUCUGCCACCCCCGGUGCCGAACCUGCCCCGACUUCGGCCCCUUUCUCUAUAUCCCCACUCACUCGCGGGUGUGUUUGCAGUGCGUUUUGAGACACGAUCCAUACCGCGUCGCAGCCCUCGAUGUGGGGUUUGCCUGUUACCCGUUUCUUCGGAGGGGCCGGUGGGAUCUUCCGAUCGUCUGUUUUCUUGAUCUUCUCGAAGGCCAAUACACCUCAGAAAUGCUGAUUGACGUGACGCACGCUCAACUCAUGUAUCAACAGCAGCAGCAGCAGCAGCCGCCGCAAUCAGGCAGUAGUCGCAAAGAACCUGCCGCACAAGAAUGGAUGUACCGGCUGCAGGACACGUACCAGAGGCGGCUGCGGUCGACCGUGGCGUUUCCGUGCUGGGACCCGCACGCCCGCGUCGCCGAGCCGGGGGUGUACUGUUACGGGUGCACGAAGUUCUGGGAGAUAUCCCGGGGCAAGAGCCGGCGCAAUCCGCGAAACCGGCAGGAGCACUAUGCCUGGAACACUACGUCCGCGGGGAGCAAGGGGGUGGAUCGCGCAUUUCGGGUCCCGGAUCUCCCGCAGCACUUUGCGACGUGUCCAGACGUGGUGAGGAAGCUUUGGAAGGGGGAGGAUCACACCGCGUUGAGGUUUGGUGAGUCGGUUGGGAGGAUUAUUCGGGUGGACGCGAGUGGGGGGAGGGGUACUGGACGGUCUGCGCGGGUGGGGAAGAAGUAGGGUUGGUUAGAAUUGCGUGUGCUGCUUGGUGGUAUCUGCUGGUGUGGGAUCUGUUGCUGAUUGUUGCUGUCUCCUUCUACUCUUGUGCGCAGCUGCUUAUAUGGAGGACACCGUUCUGUCAUUGUUGCGAGGGAUGGGUGUUCCUUGCUCGUGCUCAACUCAGAAGAAAUAGAAGCUGGCUUUUUGCAUU
Aspergillus japonicus CBS 114.51 is the source of this 1342-nucleotide messenger RNA. RefSeq lists its product as uncharacterized. NCBI's taxonomy places the organism in Eukaryota, Fungi, Ascomycota, Eurotiomycetes, Eurotiales, Aspergillaceae. The transcript has a single exon. Bases 244 to 1152 code for a protein of 302 amino acids. The record is from RefSeq and is a predicted model, not a curated record.